Messenger RNA from Scaptodrosophila lebanonensis, 514 nucleotides. RefSeq lists its product as uncharacterized. The record is from RefSeq and is a predicted model, not a curated record. Gene Ontology annotation, molecular function: zinc ion binding. NCBI's taxonomy places the organism in Eukaryota, Metazoa, Arthropoda, Insecta, Diptera, Drosophilidae. The transcript has 2 exons. The coding region runs from base 9 to 443 and encodes 144 amino acids.
AGAAAAUUAUGGCCAGCACCGAAAGCCUGGACGGCAGCGCCUGCGAAGAUGGCGUCGAGGUCUCGGCCGUGCCACAGAAUGUGGGCCAUCUGGGCGAGGUACCCAUUCAGUUCGUCUGCCCCGCCUGUCAUCAGCUGAAUGAGAGUCGUGUGGAAAGUGAGGCGGUAACAAUACUACAGAAAAUUGUCUGCUCUCUGAACGUUCUAUUUUGCUGCAAUCCCAUACGUUGGAAUGGCCGCCACGAUAUCAAUCAUUAUUGCAGCAAGUGUGGCUGCUUUAUUGGUCGCCACAUAUCGCUCAGUUGGUACAAGCGAUCGCUUUUCCGCAUGCAGCGCUCCGAGGUGGAGGACAACGGACGCUGGCUGUGCUUCCGGAAGGUAGAGAAGGAGCAGCUGGAUGCCAAGAAACUGAGCAAACAGCGACAGGCGCUGGAGAAGGCUUAAAUAGAUAUUUGCGUGCUCCAAAAUGAAAAGUUUCACCAUCAACGCCAAAUAAAUAAACAAUGGGGAAAACA